This is a messenger RNA of Cynocephalus volans (Philippine flying lemur), 1535 nucleotides long. It is a transcript of the gene MEIS3, whose product is annotated as Meis homeobox 3. Gene Ontology annotation, biological process: animal organ morphogenesis; brain development; eye development. NCBI's taxonomy places the organism in Eukaryota, Metazoa, Chordata, Mammalia, Dermoptera, Cynocephalidae. Bases 19 to 1143 code for a protein of 374 amino acids. Gene Ontology annotation, molecular function: RNA polymerase II cis-regulatory region sequence-specific DNA binding; DNA-binding transcription activator activity, RNA polymerase II-specific. The record is from RefSeq and is a predicted model, not a curated record. The transcript is spliced from 13 exons.
UGCCGCCGCCAUCGGCCCAUGGCCCGGAGGUAUGAUGAGCUGCCCCGCUACCCAGGCAUCGUGGACAGCACCGCAGCCCUGGCCGGCUUCUCUGAGGCACCAAGAGCCCCGGGGCCCUACGGCCUGCACCGGCCUCCACAGCACCCAGCCCCGGGCUUGGACAGCGACAGCCUGAAGAGGGAGAAGGAUGAGAUCUAUGGACACCCGCUCUUCCCCCUGCUGGCUCUGGUCUUUGAGAAAUGUGAACUGGCCACAUGCUCACCCCGCGACGGGGCUGGGGCUGGGCUGAGCACACCCCCGGGCGGCGACGUCUGCUCUUCUGAUUCCUUCAACGAGGACAUCGCAGCCUUUGCCAAGCAGGUCCUCUUCGAAAGGCCCCUCUUCUCCUCCAACCCAGAGCUGGACAAUCUGAUGAUCCAGGCCAUCCAGGUGCUCAGGUUCCACCUGCUGGAGCUGGAGAAGGUCCACGACCUGUGCGACAACUUCUGUCACCGCUACAUCACCUGCCUCAAGGGAAAGAUGCCCAUCGACCUGGUCAUCGAGGAUCGGGAUGGCGGCUGCAGGGAGGAUCUCGAGGACUACUCGGCCUCCUGCCCCAGCCUCCCAGACCAGACUAAUACAUGGAUUAGAGACCACGAGGACAGCGGGUCUGUACAUUUGGGGACCCCAGGUCCAUCCAGUGGGGGCCUGGCCUCCCACAGUGGGGACAACUCCAGUGACCAAGGAGAUGGACUGGACACAAGCAUGGCCUCUCCAAGCUCUGGGGGAGAGGAUGAGGAGUUGGACCAGGAGCGGCGGCGGAACAAGAAGAGGGGAAUCUUCCCCAAGGUGGCCACCAGCAUCAUGAGAGCCUGGUUGUUCCAGCACCUCUCGCACCCGUACCCCUCGGAGGAGCAGAAGAAACAGUUGGCGCAGGACACGGGGCUCACCAUCCUGCAAGUCAACAACUGGUUCAUUAACGCCCGGAGACGCAUCGUGCAACCGAUGAUCGAUCAAUCCAACCGCACAGGUCAGGGUGCAGCAUUCAGCCCAGAGGGUCAGCCCAUGGCCGGCUACGCGGAGACUCAGCCACACGUGACUGUCCGGCCGCAGGGAUCAGUGGGGAUGAGUUUGAACUUAGAAGGAGAGUGGCAUUACCUGUAGAGGCUGGAUUCGGAAAUACCCCAGCCACCACACUGUGACCACCAGCCCCAUGCCUGGUUCUGGUCCCUGCCUGGCCCUCUGGCCUCAGGACCCCACCUCCGAAGGCCCCUCCACUCAAUGCCUACCUCCCUGGGGUCCUGCCGGGGCAUGGAGGACCUGAGCAACCACUCGAGGGUCUCUCAAGGACACAGACAAGGCCUCCAGGCCCUGGGCCCCACCUCUGCCCUCAACUGUGCCCUGGACCUGAGUUUUCAGAAGAUGGUGGCUGGGGGACCUGCCUCCAGGACAGAGAAGGGAUUCGGGGUGGGCUGCGGCCUUCAGGGAAAGAGGGUCACCCAGAUCCAACAUUUUGGGGAGAUCCUUCAUCCUCCCACCCUACUCCCCCUUUUGCU